Amphimedon queenslandica is the source of this 1930-nucleotide messenger RNA. RefSeq lists its product as uncharacterized. NCBI's taxonomy places the organism in Eukaryota, Metazoa, Porifera, Demospongiae, Haplosclerida, Niphatidae. The record is from RefSeq and is a predicted model, not a curated record. Bases 262 to 1554 code for a protein of 430 amino acids. The transcript has 7 exons.
UAUUUACAGGCCAUCUGGUAUUAUAACCAAUAAUUUGCUGCAUGGCAUGCAUGUGUCGGCCAUCCCCCACCCACGUGCAUUGCAUUUCUUAAUAGCAUUUGACGAUGAUUAAUUUUUUGCAUCUGUCAGACUGUCACUCCAUAGAUACUAUAUAUGGUCACUCCUAUCCUGGUGUGACAGUUGUCUCCGCUUCCUUUCCAAGUGACUGUGUUAGCCCUUUUGUUCUUUCUAUAUUCAGUAUCACUGGUGAUUCAUCCGCUGAUGAUAGCUGUAUUAAAGGUCAUUAUAGUCUCCUGUCUUUUGGCCGGGUUGCCCCUCGGUUCACUUGCUCUUUUUGAGAAUGUCUUUUCCACGGGUCAUUAUGCAAUUGACAGGGACUUGUGGCUGGUAGCCAUUACUGGACAGUUAGUUGUGUACAUGGCAGCGUAUGCAUAUAAGAGUCUUUGUCAUCAUGUCAAAGAGAAGAGAAAAGAAGAAAGACCCAAACAAACAACCAAUGUGUACGACAUGGACUACCAUAGGAUGUGCAAGAGCCAGACCCAUUUGUGGAAAGAUUAUGAAGCUACUAAAAGGGCCAAUAACGAAUUAAUAGAAGAAAACAGAAAAUUAAGAAAAGAGAAAGAGGAUAAAGAUCUUGCUUUAGAUAAGAUGGCAAAGAAGGUACACGAUUUGAAAAAGGAGCUACACAUUAAGGAUGAAAGACUCAAGCAUGGGAAGCAAGUUAUUCGAGCUAAUAGUGAAAAUAGGCUGAAGGAAGAAGCGAUUCUUAAUCAAACCAUUUUGAGUAGUGAGGAAGAGAUUCAAGAGCUCAAGCACAAGCUGCAUGAAGCCAACAAUGAGUCAUUGUCAAUGAAUCGUCAGUUAAUCAGCAACAAAGGAGAGCUUCAACAGCUGUCAGAUUCACUCACGGAACGUGACAAAAUGUUAAUAUUUUUACAAGAUGAUUUGAGCACCAAAUACUCAGAACUGAGCCAGCUGCAAGAAGAUCUCACUGCUAGUAAGGACGAAGUUGCUUUUUUAGCUGAAACUUUAAACAGUAAAGAACAUCAAAUAUGGCAACAUGAAGAGGCACUUAAAAUUGUAAUAGCAUACGUCAUUUCAGGUUUGGAUCAUCUCUUCGUGAUACACAAUGAUUCUUUGGAACAAAGUGUUGAUGAGACUUCAAAUUUGAUUCAUGAGACAUGUCACUUGCCAAGUCCAACAGAGUCAGGUGUAUGCCUCCCUACUCCAGAAGAAGAUUUUCCUAGAAAUGACAUUACCGACCUGUCUGAUGUUGAAGAGGCCUAUCCUCCUGAUCAUCAUUAUAAUGCUCAGUACACUCAUCAUGCUUUAGUGACAAACAACCUCUUCAUUGAUGAGUGGAACUAUUAUUAUUAUAUUCCAAUGGAAGCAACCAGCUAUUAUUCUCAAGUAUCCACUGAUAUACCUCCUAUGGACUUUAUACCAUAUAGCUUGGAAAUUUCAAAUUAUCAUGAUCGAUUAGUUGUGUCUCCUUUAUUUCUUCCAUUCCCUCCUCCUGCACCUGUCACUGAGCUUCACUUGAUCUCGACAUAGCUAGGCAACUUUCAACUUGUGGUCAGAGCUUUUGUGUCGUUAGUUGCAACAUGUUUUGUAUGAAGUAGAGAGACUCUCAACUUUGAGCAGCAACAAGUUACCUGAUGGCAUCAAAAGCUCUGGUGACAAAGUUACCUAGUGUAUGUUGGACUAGUAAAAGGAAUUAACGAAAUCAUUGUACUCUUUAACUGAGCAAGUCUCUCAACUGUACUAUAUUUUUAUAUUAUAUAUAUUCCUUUUCAAUUAGCAUAUGCUAUUUAUUAUGAAGAUUACAGCUGUAAUGGACAUUUAUUGCAAUUAUUAUUAUUUAUCUUUAUUCAUUAAUGUUAUUGUCAAAAUUUGCUGUAUUGUAUGAGUCUACAGGAAUUUACGGAAA